CCCCAGGCACUGAAAGGCAGAGAGAGAGAGCGAGAGCGAGAGCGAGGAGGAAGAAGAAGAAGAAGUAGAAGGGGGUGUGACACAGCAUGCACUCUUAGAGAAAGCCUCUCUACUGAUCAGGGAAAGUCAAACAGGACUGAAAACUUUUACUAAACCUCUCGUCUCCUCUCCUCUCCUCUCCUCCUCCUCUUCCUUGGAUUGUUUCUUUAUCGUCCAUGAGUGCUGCAAGCGUGCUCAGGUCUUUCAGCCCAUCAGCAAUGCCUGGCCCAGUAAUGCCGAUGGAUGUGGCUAUGAGAUUCUACAUCAGCCACUCUCCCCCUCCUCUCCGAGGGUUUCUCAGCUCCUACGAAGAGCUGCAGCGGGCCAAGAACCGAGUCAACCAGUCGACCGCACGCAGCCGCGACCAGCAGCUGUACAAACCGCUGCGGCCGUGCCUCAGCAGCCAGCACAAAGCAGUGGAUGAUGGCAAGUGUGUGGGCUGGAGCAACAAGGCCAGCAAGAAGAGGGUGGUGUUCGCAGAUACCAAGGGCAUGUCUCUCACCGCCAUCCACGUCUUCUCCAAGUUCGACGACGAGCCGUACCCGAACAAACGCUGCGGGGGGAUCGUGGAGGAGCUGCAGUUUGACAUGACGGACCUGGAAGCAGCCACAAAGGACCUAAAGAUAAGUUCUGCACGGAGCCUGGUGCUGGACUUUAAGCAGCCCUCAGCCGACUACCUGGACUUCAGGAACCGCCUGAUUCAGAAUUCGGUCUGCUUGGAGAACUGCUCGCUGCAGGAGCGCUCGCUGACCGGCACCAUCAAGGUCAGGAACAUCGGGUUCGAGAAGUCGGUUAAGGUGCGCGUCUCCUUUGACUCGUGGGCCAGCUUCACUGACGUCGACUGCACCUUCAUGAAUAAUGUCUACGGCUGCCAGGACAGUGACACCUUUGCGUUCGUCCUGGACAUGCCCCCCACCAUCCCGCCGCAGAACCGGAUCGAGUUCUGCAUCUGCUUCACCGUCCAGGACCAGACCUUCUGGGACAAUAACGACGGCAAGAAUUACGUUCUGAAGCACGUCGGCUGGAACGGAGAGGACCUAAACAUUCUGUCGCGUCCGUCUUGCGUGGAGCAGAAGAAGCCGUCGGAGCACAAAAACGGGGGCGUGAAGCUGCUGGAGAUGGAGUUCGAUCAGUUCGGCAGCCCGCGCAUGUGCUCCGGACUCUUCCCAGGGUGGCAGAGCUGGGGUCAGAUUGAAAACGCCGUGCCUUAUUGGUGAAAAGAUCAGGACUGCAUUGGAAUAAGAAAACGGACACUGACAGGGGCAUUCAGUAUGAAUCCAGCUGUGGGUUUGAGCUCGGACUGGCUCUCAGCCAGAGAGCAAACAUAAGCAAACACACUCUGCUUUUCCAGCGGAGGAAGUGCACAAAUCAGACAGAAACCGAACUGUAAUGAGCUCAACUGACCUGCUUUUUUGCUGUAACAUGGUCAUUUCUGCCUGAGAGACUUGAUGAACUGUGGUUUGGAGGAUGAGGGAUUUAUGGGGGAAGUCUGGUUGAGUUUCACAUAUUACUCUUUGGUCAAAUAUUAAUGUGCCUUCUCAGAGUGCCUGCCCACUAAAAUACAGACUAUAAUACAACCCACAACAAAUGUUAGGCCGUUUUGAGGGCCUCGUGUAAAGGUUGAAUAUGCACUGAUUGAGACGUCCCUCUCAAUGUGAUGUCUGUAAAACUGAAGAAGUGGAAAUGGAGCUGAAGUCCUUCAUAUUGAAGGGGAAAGUACAAGGAGUGCAUGGCAACCUAAUGCUUCUCUACUAAAGGAAACAGCUGAUUCAUUUCUAAUGAAACAAUGCACACUAAACCUUUGCACCUUCGUAAAGUUAAAAUAAUCACACGAUUCGAAAAAUGGCCUUAAUUUUUAAAAAAAGUGAGUCAUGCAGCCCUUUCUUUCCCUCCUUUGUACAUUGCAAAUGUUUGAUGAAAAAAUGUUUGGAUGGUGUAAUUUUGAGGUAAGUUAGUUAAGGAACUGAGCUGCUACCGACAGAUAUGUUGCAAGAGAGACUCUGAACAUGAUUGGUCGUCUUGAACCAGUGUGAAGUUUGGACAUUGUUUGGUGGUUUUUUGGCACGUUAAGUAAAGAACGAUGUAAAGACCGAAUGUUUAAAGUGCAAUUCUGUGAUGAGUGUAGGCUAUGUGUGGCUGAAAUGGAGUUUUUUUUCUCUCUUUUUCUUACUGUGAAGAAAGGUCUGUGCCCCAGCGCUGUGUGUGUGUCGCUGGCCAGCAAUGUGUCAGUCAUGUAUUUCCCUUUGAGAAAUAAAUUUCUAUAUUUGAGCUAAAA
This is a messenger RNA of Scomber japonicus (chub mackerel), 2314 nucleotides long. RefSeq names its product protein phosphatase 1 regulatory subunit 3C-B-like. The record is from RefSeq and is a predicted model, not a curated record. Gene Ontology annotation, cellular component: protein phosphatase type 1 complex. The transcript has 2 exons. NCBI's taxonomy places the organism in Eukaryota, Metazoa, Chordata, Actinopteri, Scombriformes, Scombridae. Gene Ontology annotation, molecular function: glycogen binding; protein phosphatase 1 binding. Gene Ontology annotation, biological process: regulation of glycogen biosynthetic process. The coding region runs from base 216 to 1256 and encodes 346 amino acids.